AUUUUUCAAGUACUUGUGUUCUUGCUUUGUUAAAUAUUUCAAAAUGGUUUUUACAGCAAAUUUUUAUAGAUACAGUAUUUUGUUAUUUGUUUUUGAAUAAAAUACAUUUUUCAUGGCACAGUUUAUUGACAAAGUUGACAUAAAUGCAGUUAUUGACCAAUUUGUUACUAAUGGUUACGCUGUAAUAGAAGACUUUUUAUCCUCUGAUGAAUGUGAUCUUUUAAGAGAAAGAUCCAAACAUUAUAUUGAAACGCUUGAUAUUUCAACUCAUCCUCGCUCAGUUUUUUCAACUGAAAACCAGAAAAAUGAUGAAUACUUCAUGACCAGUCAAGAUAAAGUUCGUUGUUUCUUUGAAGAAGGAGUUUUUAAUGAAGAUGGCACACUAACAAAAGAUAAACUUUUAGCUGUCAAUAAAAUUGGUCAUGGUUUGCAUCAUGUUGAUGAUGAUUUUAAAAAGGUUACAUUUCAUCCAUUAAUACAGAAAGUAAUCAAAGGAUUGGAUUUUUUUGAACCAGUUGUUGUACAAAGUAUGGUUAUAUUUAAGCAAGCACACAUUGGAGGUGUAGUUCUCCCUCACCAAGAUGGAACGUUUCUUAUUAAUGAUCCUCCUAAAGUUGUUGGGGUUUGGAUAGCCCUAGAGGAUGCAACAGUUGAUAAUGCUUGUCUGUGGUUCAUUCCUGGUUCACAACACAAUCCAAUUACCCGGAAGAUGAUCAGAAAUCCCACCAAUGAUGGAAAUAUUUUUACUGCACCGCCUGAUGUAUAUGACAGUACGAAGUUUGUUGCUGCACCAGUUAAGAAAGGUUCUGCUAUAGUUAUCCAUGGUCAGGUUGUCCACAAGAGCGAAAAAAACGUCUCUGAUCAAUCUCGUUUUAUUUACACUUUUCACAUAGCUGAGAAAAAAGAGACUAUCUGGAGUGAUGAAAAUUGGUUACAAGAAACUGAUUCAUACAAAUUUCCGUACCUUUACAAUUGAAAAGUGUCUGGAUUGUUUAUGCAUACGAAUUUUUACUUGAUGAUGUAAACUAAUUAUAUGUUAAAUUUUAGUUGCUAUUUUUAUAUAGGAGAAAUUUUUAUUAAAGACAUAAAUAUAAUACAAAGAAAGCAUC
Messenger RNA from Hydra vulgaris (swiftwater hydra), 1109 nucleotides. Its product is annotated as phytanoyl-CoA dioxygenase domain-containing protein 1. Lineage: Eukaryota; Metazoa; Cnidaria; Hydrozoa; Anthoathecata; Hydridae. The record is from RefSeq and is a predicted model, not a curated record.